This is a messenger RNA of Symbiodinium sp. CCMP2592, 1905 nucleotides long. The record is from the annotation of a GenBank genome assembly. NCBI's taxonomy places the organism in Eukaryota, Dinophyceae, Suessiales, Symbiodiniaceae.
AUGGAUAAAGAUGCAGCUGCAUCAGGAAGGCCUGCGAAAUUGCAGAAGCUGCAUGAUCUGAGAAGGGGUGUGCCUUAUGUUUCGAAGUCGGCCUUGGAGGGUAUCCUGAAAACCAUUCAGGAGAAAGGCAUCCCCGAGGUUGUUCACACAAAGGCAAUGCUUGAAGCAACCAGAAAGGAGAUAUCAUCUUGGAAUGCCUACGGCAGCCUUCUUCAAACUUGCAAAGUCAUCGAUGUGCAUGGUGCAGAAAAGGAUCUCAUGUUCGUGAACUUCCACAGCUUCCUGCACGGACUCUUCAAGCAAGGGGGUUCCUUUACAGAUCUUUUGAAAAGCUGCCACAGUCGGAAUCCAUCGAGUGAUGCCAACCCAUAUUCGUUGGUGGUAUACAGCGACGAAUGUUGGCCUGGAAAUGCCCUCAGUGCAAAAAGCAAUAAGAAAUCCUGGGCACUUUAUUGCUCUUUCAAAGAGUUCGGCGGAGCCGCUCUCGGGUGCGAAGAUGCAUGGAUGUGCUUGAUGUUCCAGAAGACAAACUUCAUCGGCAAACUGGACGGCUCCAUGAGCCAGGUCUUGAAGAGGAUUCUUGAACACGUGUUCUGCAACGAUGUUGUGAAUCCUCAACUCACUGGAGUACUGCUGCAAUCUCCUGAUCCUGAGGAUCCACCAUUGCGGCUGUAUUACAGGUUCAAGAUCUUGGUCCAGGACGGUGCCGCACAGAAGUUCUGCCUGGCCAUAAAGGGGGACUCUGGCACAAAGUUUUGUGUCAAGUGUAAGAACUGUAUCUGUAUCAAGUCCAGACAAUGCGACAAUGAUUCAGAUGCAGAGGAGGACCUCUUUACUGCCAAGUAUACAAAGAAGUCACAAUUGCACCUGGCAAGUGAUUCGGAAGUACUUGACAGCUGGCAGAGGAUGGAACAACGAUUUCUUUCCGAGACACCGAAGGGUUCUCGUUUUCUCGCGAAGCUUUGCUGGGUUCUACGAGGCUCAGACCUUUUUUGGGAUCUCCCUAGUUUGUUUGACAGCAAGCGGGUGGAUGCAUGCAAGAAGAGUAGCAAACUGAAAAUGCAAGCUUCUGAGCUGUUGUGCAUCGGGCCCAUCUUGUCCCACUUCGCAUCAACUGCAUGUGCUGGGGCCGCAGAUCAAAGGCCUUGCAAGGCAUUGGUUGCCAUGGUUUUUUUCUUGGAGCUGUUGACAUCUGUGGUUCAUGGAUGUGUGCGAGGAAAAGACUUGGACAAAGCAGCUGAGCGAGUCCUUCAGCUGGUCGUGGAAAACGACUGGGAAGCUUGGAUGGUCAAGAAAUUCCACUGGAUGCUUCAUUAUGGAGACAGUUUGCAGCUGCACAAUUGCCUCAUUCCAUGCUUUGCUAUGGAACGAAAACACAAGCAGUUGACGAAAAUUGGAUUUCCUAUAAAGAACAUGAGAGCCUAUGAACGGGCAGUGCUGGAAGAGGUCGUUUCCGAUCAGCUCUUCAACUUGAAGCAACCGGGCCGUUUCGACAUGUCGUGCAGGCUGCUUUCUCAAAGUUGCAAGGCCACUCGGGCCAUGCAGGAACUUCUGGCCCAGCAUGGUGUGACGAUGGGCCAAGUCACCAUCUGCAGAACCUUGAAGCUUGCUGGGGGCGGAUCUGUUUCAACUGGUGAUGUUGUGUUGCUGAAGAUGCAGUCGGCCCUGGCUUGUGGCAUUUUGCUGGCCAACUUUGACAACGGCCAGCCUCACAGCAUUCUUAAGUUCUUGGAUUUCCAGAAGACUUUGGCUGAUGCUGCUGAGUGGAAGGAGGCACAUGACAAUCAAGCACAUGUGGUUAGCAGCUUUGGAAUACUGUGUGCUGUGACUUAUUCCAAGUCCUCGGAUGUGUAUCGGACUUUGCUGCCGUACCAUGCUCGCAACCUUCUGGCAAGAGGGUCCUGA